This is a messenger RNA of Penicillium chermesinum, 1056 nucleotides long. RefSeq names its product replication factor C subunit 4. The transcript has 5 exons. The record is from RefSeq and is a predicted model, not a curated record. Gene Ontology annotation, molecular function: DNA clamp loader activity; DNA binding; ATP hydrolysis activity. NCBI's taxonomy places the organism in Eukaryota, Fungi, Ascomycota, Eurotiomycetes, Eurotiales, Aspergillaceae. Gene Ontology annotation, cellular component: Ctf18 RFC-like complex; Elg1 RFC-like complex; Rad17 RFC-like complex. Gene Ontology annotation, biological process: DNA-templated DNA replication; DNA repair. The coding region runs from base 1 to 1056 and encodes 351 amino acids.
AUGGUCCAGGCAGAGUCUUCGUCCAGUGCAAGGAAAGGUGCCAAAGCCGUCAGUGCUGGCGCCCCUACAAACUAUGAACUCCCUUGGGUUGAAAAGUAUCGGCCCGUCUUCCUCGACGAUGUGGUGGGAAACACCGAAACUAUUGAGCGGCUCAAGAUCAUUGCCAAAGAUGGAAACAUGCCCCAUGUGAUCAUAUCUGGGAUGCCGGGGAUUGGAAAGACAACCUCCGUGCUAUGCUUGGCUCGUCAAUUACUUGGAGAUUCGUACAAGGAGGCAGUCCUGGAAUUGAAUGCCAGUGAUGAGCGAGGUAUCGAUGUUGUCCGUAACCGGAUUAAAGGCUUCGCCCAGAAGAAGGUUACCUUACCCCAAGGCCGCCAUAAGCUCGUAAUCCUUGAUGAAGCGGACAGCAUGACUCCCGGUGCUCAGCAGGCUCUCCGACGAACCAUGGAAAUCUACUCAUCCACCACACGUUUUGCCUUCGCUUGCAACCAGUCGAAUAAGAUCAUUGAACCACUCCAGUCUCGCUGUGCGAUUCUCCGUUAUGCUCGCUUAACCGAUGCCCAGGUCGUCAAGCGGCUGAUGCAGAUAUGUGAAGCGGAGAAGGUGGAGCACUCCGAGGAUGGCAUCGCCGCCUUGGUUUUCAGCGCCGAGGGCGAUAUGCGACAAGCGAUCAACAAUCUGCAAAGUACCUGGUCUGGUUUUGGCUUCGUCAGCGGUGACAAUGUCUUCCGUGUCGUUGACAGUCCGCAUCCUGUGAAGGUUCAGGCUAUGAUCAAAGCCUGCUGGGAAGGCAAGGUGGAUGCCGCAUUGGAAACUUUGAACGAAUUAUGGACCUUGGGAUAUUCCUCCCACGAUAUUAUUAGCACCAUGUUCCGAGUGACCAAAACAAUUCCUACUCUUUCCGAGCACUCCAAGCUUGAAUUCAUUCGUGAAAUCGGAUUUACUCACAUGCGCAUCUUGGAUGGUGUCCAAUCCCUGCUCCAGCUGAGUGGCUGCGUCUCCAAGCUCUGCAAAAUCAACAUGAAUGCUGAGCUUUUUCAACCGCCGAAGGCCUGA